CCAGACACCCCCCUCCAACAAUGAUGAAUAGGAGGGACUGUUCCCUCCCCCAUCCCCCGGGAGACUAGCCUUGCAGUGUUUUAGGCUGUUUUGAAAUUCUGUUCUUUAGACUUUUUUCUUCCUUAAUAUCAAAGCUGGAGUUGCCGCUGUUCCUUCGGGCUGGUGCAGCAGGGGCCGGUGAAAUGCGGCUGACGACGGCGCGCCGGCGGCUGCGCUCGCCCCGAUCGGCGGCGCGCACACACCUUGAGUGACAGCAAGCUCUUCUCUACAGGUUUUCCCCGGGGCAGCGUGGCCCUCGCAGGCGUUCGGUUUUCUCUGGAAAUCGCCGAGGGGGCUCGUCCUCAGGAGAGGGGCCCGGCGCAGCGAUCCCAACCCGGGGACUCAGCCCUGGGCGGUGCGCGCCGCCGCGGACGGGCUCUGCGGGCCGCGGGAAGGUGCGGGGAGGCGCCAGCAGGCUGAGCCUCGGGGCGCUCCCGCGAGCCCGCUCCUCCCCGCCGGGCGCAGGGCAGAGACGCGCGCAGCGCCUCCGCGGCCGCCCGAUGUGCGAGCCGCCCGCGACUAGGCAGGCCCCGCGCAGAGGCCCCGCUCCCCCCGCCAGCUCGCGGCCUCGCUCCUCCUAGAGGACUCUCAGCGUGAGCCCCGGGAGGAGGAGGCGGCGGCGGGACAAGCCGCAGCGCCGGGGCAGGAGGUUUGUCCCCGCCCGCGCGCCGUACCGCGGCGGAGAUGGGCGAAACCAUGUCAAAGAGGCUGAAGCUGCAUCUGGGAGGGGAGGCAGAGAUGGAGGAACGGGCGUUCGCCAACCCUUUCCCGGACUACGAGGCCGCCGCCGGGGCGCUGCUCGCCUCCGGAGCGGCCGAAGAGACAGGAUAUGUUCGUCCCCCGGCCUCUACGGACGAGCCCGGCCUCCCUUUUCAUCAGGACGGGAAGAUCAUUCAUAAUUUCAUAAGACGGAUCCAGACCAAAAUUAAAGAUCUUCUACAGCAAAUGGAAGAAGGGCUGAAGACAGCUGAUCCCCAUGACUGCUCUGCUUAUACUGGCUGGACAGGCAUAGCCCUUUUAUACCUGCAGUUGUACCGGGUCACAUGUGACCAGACCUACCUGCUCCGAUCCCUGGAUUAUGUAAAAAGAACACUUCGGAAUCUGAAUGGCCGCAGGGUCACCUUCCUCUGUGGCGAUGCCGGGCCCCUGGCUGUUGGAGCCGUGAUUUAUCACAAACUCAGAAGUGACUGUGAGUCCCAGGAAUGCGUCACAAAACUUUUACAGCUCCAGAAAACGGUUGUCUGCCAAGAAUCAGACCUUCCUGAUGAGCUGCUUUAUGGACGGGCAGGUUAUCUGUAUGCCUUACUGUACCUGAACACGGAGAUAGGUCCAGGCACUGUGUGUGAGUCAGCUAUUAAAGAGGUAGUCAAUGCUAUUAUUGAAUCGGGUAAGACUCUGUCAAAGGAAGAAAGAAAAACGGAGCGCUGCCCACUGCUGUACCAGUGGCACCGGAAGCAGUAUGUUGGAGCAGCCCAUGGCAUGGCUGGAAUCUACUAUAUGUUAAUGCAGCCAGCAGCGAAAGUGGACCAAGAAACCUUGACAGAGAUGGUGAAACCCAGUAUUGAUUACGUGCGCCACAAAAAAUUUCGAUCUGGGAAUUACCCGUCGUCGUUAAGCAAUGAAACAGACCGGCUGGUGCACUGGUGCCACGGCGCCCCGGGGGUCAUCCACAUGCUCAUGCAGGCGUACAAGGUCUUUAAGGAGGAGAAGUACUUGAAAGAGGCCAUGGAGUGCAGCGAUGUGAUUUGGCAGCGGGGUCUGCUGCGGAAGGGCUACGGGAUCUGCCACGGGACUGCUGGCAAUGGCUACUCCUUCCUGUCCCUUUACCGUCUCACGCAGGAUAAGAAGUACCUCUACCGAGCUUGCAAGUUUGCAGAGUGGUGUCUAGAUUAUGGAGCACACGGGUGCCGCAUUCCUGACAGACCCUAUUCGCUCUUUGAAGGUAUGGCUGGCGCUAUUCACUUUCUCUCCGAUGUCCUGGGACCAGAGGCAUCACGAUUUCCAGCAUUUGAACUUGACUCUUCGAAGAGGGAUUAAAAGGUGCAAAAAGACAACUAAAAUACCCAUUUGGACCAAAAGCCACCAGAUUGCUUAGUGCCUGACACAGAAACAACUGGGAGUCCUGAAAGAAAAAAGCAGACACCGUCACAGGCCCCUCUGUUAGAGCAUGAGUGACCGAAGCCAUCCAUCAGCAUUGUAACGGCGCCCUCACCAGUAUAAAAUAUGACCUCUUCACACCCGGAUUCUCUGUAGUGUUUGCAUGUUUCUUGGUGUUUGUUGUGUCCAGGUGUAAGCUGUUUUAAGUGGAAGGCCCUUCUCUUCAUGGGACUCGGAGCUGACCACACAUGAGUGUAUGGCAGUGUCCACUUUUCCGUAUAAAAUGUAUAAAGCGGGAUUUCUUCCAUAUUGUCAAAUGAGAGAACAGGUGAUGUCUAUCUUGUAUAUCAGAAAGAUGAUCUAGGGUCUAUCCUAGUGAUAAUACAUUGUCAGCCUUUUCCGUGGCACCUUCCGGAUAAGCAUGAGGGAAUGACCACUCCAGGAUGGACAGGAGCAGCUGGUCCGCAGGGGCUUGCUGGGGUGAUUUGGGGUGCACAGUGGAACGCUUCCUGUUUGGGCUCUGCACGCACCUUAGUGUUCUACAGAAGCCUCGGUGCACUGCAGCUCUGCCACGGCCCAGUUCCCAGCAGGGGCUUCAGUGCUUUGUGUAGAGUCCAGGGCAGCCAGAGCCCUGGGGAGGAGGCUUCUGGACCCAAAGGGAGCUUUCCCAAGAUGCCUUUGGUGGCUACACUGCAGGCAGCAGCGGCUGAAUGCUGGCAGGUACAAAACACUUACCCAGGUAUCUGUCACUAAGACAGGCUCCACCCCAGUUAAUCAGUAUGAUAAGUUACUGUUGGAGGAAGAGUAAGUACAUUCCAGAUGGGUUAUUAUAGGUGAACAGACACUCGACUGAUGUCCCUGCAAUUAAACUUAUUUCAACCUUUUGGAAAGUUAUCAAAUUCUAAAUUUGAAUGAAUGCAUUUCAUAUUUUUUGUCUACUUUUGGGUGAUAAAAAGUAUUAGCCCUCAUUUAUAGAUGAGAGAGACAUAAUGUUCCAACAACAUUGUGGUGUUUGUGUGACAUUUUUUAAUUUAAAAAAAUGUGGGCAGUAAGCUGGGUUAGCCUAAACUCAUAAAUUCUAUCUUGUAGAUUUCAGGUUUUGGAAGGGUUUCUGUCAUCCUGGAACAAGUGGCCUGGGACUAAGUACUUCUCAAGUUGUGAGCUAAGGCCUGUGUCAUGAGACAGGGGGACUCUCUCGACAGCCCAGUCCUUGUCUGCAGGGGGCGCUCUGAGCACUUCCCAGCCCGUGUCCACUCCUCUCAGAAAGGAGAAAGAAAAACUGCAGUUUAGGAGAAAAGUCUCCUUUUUACGCGUGUGGUUAUGUGUGGGGCUGGCAUCCUAAAUCUGUGACAUUCAGCUUCCAAACAAUGCUGGAGAGUCUCUGCUGCAGACACCCUUGCCCCUGAGUCAUAAUGAUUUUCUUUCAUGUUAGAUUGAUGACUUAUGUGAAUAUAAAUCAUCCUGGUCCGCUUUACCUGACCUCCUGGGCCUGCCGAUGGGCUUCACAGGCAGUCCAGCAGCCCACACCUGCAGGCAGGAUGCUGUCGUCAACAAGCUAAGGGCAGCUGCUUUGCAGAAGACCUCACACGGUGUCCAACCUCAUCCAGAUAACAUUGUUCCCAUCCUCCCUGCCCACCUCAUCAAAACAUAACGCAUCACAGAGCUCAGUAGUGAGGUCCUGCCUGCCCGUUUCUCAAGGGAAGCCAGUAGGCAGCACAGGCAGCACGAGGCUUCCAGGGCGGCCCUGCUCAGAGGAGGCGGUGGCCCAUGGUGCAGCCAGCUGUCUGCAGAGCAGCCGCAAGGGUGACCAAGGUGUCCAGGUGUCUCCCCAGGUGAGUCCAUCCGCUCACGUGUUUGAAAAACACUAGUCUUUCUAACACACUGAGGGAAAGAUUUAAAAAAUCUGUGGAAUAAAUGGAGGAGAUUUUGUUUACAGAUUUUUUUUUUAAAGCCACUAGGGUUGACAGCAGAGGUGCUGUUCUGUGGCUCUGCAUUAAUCCCUGCCUCAUGUCUGUUACAUGUGCUGCUGGGUGACAGUAAUUCCAGCUCCGUCCCUGCAGGCAAAGGAGAAACGGGACAUACUUCACAGGACAGAGGAUUGACAGAAGUCAGUUUAACAGAGCGUUUGAGUCAGACUUCAGAUAUCUCAUUCAUUUCUUGGGUUUCCGUUCACAACUGUGUUCUCUAAAAUGUGUCUAAAUUUUAAAAAUACGUACAUGCACCGUAUCAUUUUAAAAUAUGAAGGAAAGAAUUUGAUGUCCACAAAAAGUAUUUGAGGUUCUUUGAUUUUGUUAGUAAAAGCCAGUUCUGUGUUGACCUA
Messenger RNA from Cebus imitator (Panamanian white-faced capuchin), 4456 nucleotides. It is a transcript of the gene LANCL2, whose product is annotated as LanC like 2. Gene Ontology annotation, biological process: carbohydrate metabolic process; peptide modification. The record is from RefSeq and is a predicted model, not a curated record. NCBI's taxonomy places the organism in Eukaryota, Metazoa, Chordata, Mammalia, Primates, Cebidae. Gene Ontology annotation, cellular component: plasma membrane. The transcript is spliced from 9 exons. The coding region runs from base 724 to 2076 and encodes 450 amino acids.